AUGCUCCAGAUCACGUGGCACCAGGGCUUCAGCAGGAACCUGCUGUCUCAGGAGCCAGUGACCUUUGAGGACGUGGCCGUGUACUUCACGCAGAACGAAUGGGUCAUCCUGGACCCUUCACAGAGGGCUCUGUACCGGGAGGUGAUGCUGGAGAAUUAUGCAAACGUGGCUUCCCUGGCUUUUCUAUUCACCAGACCUGUUCUGGUCUCCCAGCUAGAGCGAGGGGAACUGCCAUGGGGCCCGGAACCCUGGGAACCUGCGGGCAGGGAAGUCCUCGGAGGCAUCUGUCCAGAGCUCUGUAGCUCUGAGACCAGAGCUGAGAAGGAAGAGUCGAGCCCAAAGGAACACAUUCCCGAAGAAACGGAGUCCCACAGACUGACGUUAGGAGGGCUACCAGGGAACGUUCCCCAGCACCUGGACUUGGGUUGCAGCCUAGAGCAGCAGCCUGGUCACUGCAUAGCCAAGAAGACAAAGUCCAAGAGGAGAGCUUUCACAGAUGGGCCAACCAGCUGUCGCGAGGCCUACGCUGUGGAGAGUGGGGAGAAGUGUGAGAAGUCUGGGGAAAACGUUAGUGUCAGCACACAAGUCUCUACAGAUCAGACUGUGCCCGGUGGUCAGGUAUCAUACGAAUGUAGAAGAUGUGGCAGAUAUUUCAGUCGAGUGGCGGAUUUUCAGGGAUGUCACGCCGACGAAAGGUCUUUUAAAUGCAAAGAAUGUGGAAAAGCCUUCAGAUAUAACUCAUUACUUAUUCGGCAUCAGGUAAUUCACACUGGAAAGAAACCAUUUAAAUGUAAAGAGUGUGGGAAGGGCUUAAGUUCGGACACGGCCUUGAUUCAGCAUCAGAGAAUCCACACUGGAGAAAAGCCCUAUGAAUGUAAGGAGUGCGGCAAGGCCUUCAUCAGCAGCUCCGUCUUCCUCCAGCACCAGAGGUUCCACACGGGGGAGAAGCUCUAUGAAUGUCAUGAAUGUUGGAAGACUUUCAGUUGUAGCUCCAGCUUUAUCGUCCACCAGCGAGUGCACACCGGGGAGAGACACUACGAAUGUAAAGAGUGUGGGAAACGAUUGAGUUCCCCCACAGCCUUGACUCAGCAUCAGCGCAUUCACACCGGGGAGAAACCUUUCGAAUGUAAGGAGUGUGGGAAGGCCUUCAGUCAGAAAAUCACCCUGGUCCAGCAUGAGCGGGUUCACACUGGUGAGAAACCGUACGAGUGCGAGGUGUGUGGGAAAACCUUCAGCUGGUGUGGGCGAUUCACCCUGCAUCGGAAACUACACACGCAGAAGGUACCCGUGCAAGAGUAG
Molecule: messenger RNA, 1299 nt
Organism: Puma concolor (puma)
Lineage: Eukaryota; Metazoa; Chordata; Mammalia; Carnivora; Felidae
Gene: ZNF620
Product: zinc finger protein 620
Biological process (GO): regulation of transcription by RNA polymerase II
Cellular component (GO): nucleus; PcG protein complex; chromatin
Molecular function (GO): RNA polymerase II cis-regulatory region sequence-specific DNA binding; DNA-binding transcription factor activity, RNA polymerase II-specific
Source: RefSeq, a predicted model, not a curated record